Molecule: messenger RNA, 1790 nt
Organism: Hydra vulgaris (swiftwater hydra)
Lineage: Eukaryota; Metazoa; Cnidaria; Hydrozoa; Anthoathecata; Hydridae
Biological process (GO): regulation of translation
Molecular function (GO): mRNA binding
Source: RefSeq, a predicted model, not a curated record
UCGGUUCUGUUAACAGGCGGAGAAUUAGUGCCGUAAAAAUUAAUUUAAUACAGAUUGGAAAACAUUAAUUGAAAAUGGCUGGUUUACAACAAAUAGCGCCAAUUCCGAAUAACAGUAUCCCUGUUAUGGGUAGUAUUCCAACUGUAGUUUAUCAGCAACAGCCGGGUGUCGUCCUUGCUGGCCAACAGUUUCAAUACACCCCAAAAAAGCCGUUUGCCCCGAGAGAAAGAAAUCCCAAUGAAGAACAAUGUAAAAUUUUUGUUGGAGCUGUUGGUCGAAAUACAACAGAAGAGUCUCUAAGAGCAUACUUUGGAAAGUUUGGUGAGAUUUCAGAUAGUGUUAUAAUGUGCAAUAAACAAACUGGUGAACCAAGAGGUUUUGCAUUUGUGACAUUUAAAUAUCCUGAUGCUGUUCAAGCUGUUAUUGAUCAGUGUAGUAAUGGUGGUCAUACCCUCGAUGGUAAAACUCCAUUGCAAGUACGCAAAUACUUCCCAAAAGCUGAGUAUGAUGCAGAGAAAGCAGCAGUUGCAGCUAGUAAUGGUGUUGGUGCUAAUGGUAGUAAUUCCCAGUUUCAGUACAAAGGGCCAAUGAAAGUAAACCCUGAGCUAAAAGUAUUUGUUGGUGGCAUUGGAAUUGGAACAACAGAAGAUGAUGUUCGAAAAUAUUUCAGUACAUUUGGAAAGGUUGUACAAGUUGACAUGCCAUACCACCAUAUAUAUAAAUGCCCUAAAGGAUUUGCUUUUGUUGGUUUUGAAAAUUCGGAGUCAGUGCAUGCUGUAACUCAAGACAGAUAUCACCAAAUCAAUGGCAAAACGGUAGAAGUAAAGGGGGCAGAUGAACAGGCGCAACAUUUCAAUAAGAGACGUGAGGCAAUGUCUUCUUUUGGUCGUGGGCGGGGCAUUGGAGUUCAGCAACAGACAGCAAUUGGCACUGUUUCAGGAUUUGGUGCUUUUUCAUUGCCUCAACAACAGGUUUUAGUGCCUCAGAAUAUUGGUGGAAUUACUCAAUAUACAGCUGUGCAAAUGCCACAAACACAAACAGCUGGAGGAUAUGUUUUUGACCCUUCGACAAAUACUUACUAUCAGAUCCCAGCGACUCCUAUUAUUACAGGAACAGCUGGUGGUACUUUGGUUAGUCAGCAAUUUGCUCAACCGGGUAUAACCUAUCUAAGUACAGGAGCACAGUUUCAAAGGCCCGGUACAAUAACAGCUGAUAUGCUGUCUAGCUUGACAUCAGGACAAGUCGCUGCAAUUGGUGGUGUUUAUUCCAGUGAAACCUCUCAAUUCGGUCCUGCACGAUCUCACAUUUUAGCUGGUACACAUCAACCCAUGGCCGGUAACGCCGUCGAUCCGCAUGUUGUUUAUUCUUCAUCGACCUCUAUUUCGGCUGGUGACGUUGCUGCCAUUUCUUCUCAACGAGGAUACCAUCCUUAUGGUAGAUAAACUUGAAUCUGCUUUAGACAGUUAUAACUUUUAACAGAACUAACUGCUGGUGUCCUAAUGUUUCAUACAAAGGUGGUAUCGGGUCUCAAUUAUUGCGAAGAGGUUUUUUAUUGUGUUUUAAACAGCCAAUACAACGAUAUUUAGCGUUAAUCUUCAUAAAUUACUAAAAUUAUAAUAUAAACAUGCUUGAUGGAUAAUCGCUUGCAUUUUAUGAAAGAUAUAAAUAUGCGGCUCCGAUAAACUGUUGUAGUCUGCUUUUAUUUACUCGUUUUUGAUGUUAAACUUGUUUUCGCUUUUGUUCAAAUUUUGUGACUAAUUUGAACUUAAAACAAUUUUACUGACAUGGUA